AUGACUGACGAAAAUGAAAUUGAUAACGAAGCAAAGACGAUCGAUUUAAAUGGCAAACUCGAGAAUUAUCCCAGUCCACCAUUAAAAAUGGUUUUAGAAGUCAGUAAUAAUUUGCUGAUCGAACAACAAAUUUGCAAUGUUUUACGGAAAAACUUCCUCGAACAACGUUCCAUCCCGUGGAAACCAAUCAAAGUCGAAUUGAUUGUUAACACUCAAUUGACAGAUGAUUUCUUCGCAAUACGAAAGAAGUUUGAACGAGCAUCUGAACGAAAUCGAUCUGAGUUCGAGGAACAUUACGGAUUUCUCAUUGACAACGAUGUUCAAAUCCAUGAUAUUUGUACAAAUGGUUAUCAAUGCACCGAAACGUCAUACAACGUCCUAGAUACACUCUAUGUAUGUGUGUCAUAA
Molecule: messenger RNA, 408 nt
Organism: Adineta ricciae
Lineage: Eukaryota; Metazoa; Rotifera; Eurotatoria; Adinetida; Adinetidae
Source: the annotation of a GenBank genome assembly